UUUAAAUAGGCUACCUCAGGAACUGUCACUUUUAAGUAAUGGCAUAAUACUUGUUUUUUGUCUCACUUUCUCUCUUUACGGUUCCAUAAUUUAUGACGUGUCCGACACGCCACUUUCAUUAUUAACAGAGACGGCUGAGCAUGAAAAAUAAAAACAGCCGUGAAACGUGUCCACCACAUUGGAACCGCAGGUAGUUUUUCAAACAGGGACUUUCCGUGUUGACGGAUAUGACGGCCAAAUUCUGAGAAAGAGAGAGAGAGAGAAGAGAGAGAGAGAGAGACUUCGGCUCAACACCUAGUGAGCUGCCUACCUAGACAACACUUUUGGACAUCGUCAGCGCUAUCCUAAAUGGCAGUAUUGUAGUUACGGGAAAUCAGAUUCAUUUUCGUGAAUCGGUUCUCGGCUCAUAAUAUUUUGGUUCACAGAGAUCGGAUUAGGCUACUCAGAAUGCAAGGCAUUUAGUGAAACUGACUCAUUGCAAAUAUAAUUUCACAUAUUUAUUCACGAAUACUUUAGGGAAAGAUAUAGCCUACAGUGGCUUCACUUUAAGACUCGGUUUUGAGCUAUACUUUUAUAUGCAUCUUAUCAGGUCAGACUUUGGCCGCAGCGUCGAGCCAUAACAGCGUUUUAAACAAAUGAAAAAUAGUUCAGUUAAACAAAACCCCCUGGAGGCCGCUCGCUUCUUUUGUUUUUGAGAAUAACGCGCGUUGUGUGUGAACGCUCUGUAGGCGGGGUCGAGCUAGUGAGCUGCUUAACUUAACUAACAGUAGUCUCCUAGUUUUAGUACCCUCACUAGGUUUUCAGACAGAGCCACAGUGAAACGUGUUUCUGUCACGUUCACUUAGCCUAUAAUUUAACAAUAACUCCACGCCUUUUUUUCUUUCUCUUGUUAUUUAGUAGACUUUUCCCCUAAUUAUUAUUAGCAAGAUUCGUAACAAUGUGCAUGAUAAGUGGGCGGAAAAACAGCGCGAUAAUAUUUCCGGGUGUUUGAAGAGGGGGAACCCCGUGGUGUUUUUCUACCGUGGGUAUAUCACGAAAAAGUCAAAAGCAUAUCAAUAUGUCAUCAUAACCUGCUGCUGGUACAGACACUUCAUCAAAAACCUCAAUGGCUUCUGGAUCAGCUGUUUCAGACCCGUCGUUGAACGGGGUUUCGUCCACACCGGGUGAGAACGAGUACCCGUCGGGUUUCCCUCAGAGCAUCUGCGAUGAAGUCCCUAAGGAGAAGUACUUGUGCAGCAACUGUAAUAAUGUCUUGAAUAAAGCGCGUCAAACGGUGUGCGGUCACCGCUACUGCCUCGCGUGCGUCAACUGGCUGGUCAGAAACAACAAGGACCUUGUGUGCACAAAAUGUAAAGAAGAAGAUCCCAGUGUUGAGAAUGACACUAGUGUACUGACUCUUGACCAAUUCUUCAACGAUGCAGCUAUUAAUAAGGAAAUUUUGGAUCUGAAAGUCCACUGUGCCAACCAUGGCUGCCCCUGGAGAAGCACCCUGAAGAACUUUGAGGACCAUCAGAGUCAGUGUGAAUAUGCCCUGAUCCCUUGCAACAUUGGCUGUGGCUUAAUGGUGCAGAGGAAAUCACUGGCUACACAUCUGGAGAGAGGCUGUCCCAACAACAAGACCACAUGUCCCUCUUGUUCAGGUGCCCUGACACUGAGAGAGCUCCAGAAGCAUGUUUGUCCCAGUUCCGUUGAUAAGAAGACGACGAAGACAGAUAAACGACAAAAGAAUAAUCACCCUGGCAGCUCAAAAAAGAAGGAGCCAUGCAUUUUCUUAGACGUUGGUUGUCCCUUUAAGGGCAAUGCAGACAAAGUAAAAGAGCAUGAAUCCUGCAGCCAUGUUGGCCAUCUACAGCUUCUCUUGGCUGUGACCAGAGCUCUUCAGCGUACCGUGAAUUCUUCAGCUGAGCGAAGCCACCAUGAAAGCCCUGAUCUUCUUCAGCCUGGACAGUGUGGUGCUUCCCACAUUUCUCAGAGUGAGUGUGAGAUUGAGACCGACGGAGGGGAUCCAGGAGUGAGUGAUAAGGCCCUCAGUCUCCACGACGAUCAGGUUGAACUUGCUGUAGGCCAGCAACUGGACGCUCUACAGCAGAGAGUGCAGGUUUUGGAGAACAUCAUCUCAGCUUUGAACCGAGAGGUGGAGAAGACGCAGAUCAGUGUGGUUGCACUGGAGAGGGACAAUUACAACAGUCAACACCUCAUUCAGCACUUGGAAACCAAGGUAGCGGAACAGCAGCAGAGACUGGUCAGGAAAGACAUUCACAUCACUUCACUGCAGCAGUGUAUCAGCGCCCAGCAGGACAUCUCAUAUGAUGGCACCUUUCUCUGGCGGUUGUGUGAUGUCAGCCAGAGACUGAGAGAGGCUGCCAGCGGCGAAAAGAUCAGUCAGUACUCGCCAGCUUUCUACACUGCCAGGUAUGGAUUUAAAGUGUGCAUGCGACUCUACUUGAACGGAGAUGGGGUCGGAAAGGGAACACACAUCUCUCUUUUCUUUGUUAUAAUGAAAGGAGAAUACGACGCCAUUCUUUCAUGGCCAUUCAGACACAAGGUCACGUUCUUUCUCAUAGAUCAGAACCAGAGGGAGCACGUCAUCGACGCCUUCCGUCCCGACCUCUCCUCUGCAUCUUUCCACCGCCCCAUCUCAGAGAUGAAUGUGGCCAGCGGGUGCCCCCUGUUCUUCCCUCUGGGGAAAAUGAGGUCGACUAAGCAUGCCUACUGCAAGGAUGACACCAUCUAUAUCAAGUGCGUGGUGGACACCUCCUCCUGAAGCAUGAAGGCCUGGCUUUUAAAGAGGACUGGAUUCCUAAGGGAGCAUAAAAAUUCUGGAUGCAGACAAAAUGAAUAUGGAGAGCAGAGAAACAAAUCCAGAAAUAUUUAUGAACUGAAAAGUUGAAGAGUUUUGUCUCGGUUGCAGUUUGGUUUUUUGUGUACAUGAAUAAAAGAAUAUUUUUAGAUUGACACCUGGCUCUUAAUGUAUUAAACAUUGAUUCUUUCUUGUGUUAUUUUGGAUGUAUUGCUGUUUUAUUUAUUAUGGAAUGAACUCUUCUGGAUUUUUAACAUCAUUCUGCCUGUUUUCAUGUUUUAUAAGUAAUAAUAAAUAAAAUGUGUUUACUACCUUG
This is a messenger RNA of Cyprinus carpio (common carp), 3116 nucleotides long. Its product is annotated as TNF receptor-associated factor 1. Lineage: Eukaryota; Metazoa; Chordata; Actinopteri; Cypriniformes; Cyprinidae. The record is from RefSeq and is a predicted model, not a curated record. Gene Ontology annotation, biological process: positive regulation of JNK cascade; tumor necrosis factor-mediated signaling pathway; protein K63-linked ubiquitination. Gene Ontology annotation, molecular function: zinc ion binding; tumor necrosis factor receptor binding; ubiquitin protein ligase binding. Gene Ontology annotation, cellular component: plasma membrane signaling receptor complex; cytoplasmic side of plasma membrane.